Molecule: messenger RNA, 1186 nt
Organism: Annulohypoxylon maeteangense
Lineage: Eukaryota; Fungi; Ascomycota; Sordariomycetes; Xylariales; Hypoxylaceae
Product: short chain dehydrogenase family protein
Exons: 3
Coding region: 152-1087 (311 amino acids)
Molecular function (GO): oxidoreductase activity
Source: RefSeq, a predicted model, not a curated record
AUUAGUGAUCUCAUCAGUUCAACCGAACAUCCCACUCAUAAUGAGUAGAAAGAUGUAGUUCUAUUUUCUUUAUUUUGUAUAAUAUCAUUGAAUUAGAGUAAUUUUCAAACCCAAUCUUGUGUAGCUCCGUUAACUAGCUAGUAAUGUAGCAAUGGCGGACAAUACCAAGGUCGCGCUUGUAGUCGGUGCUUCAAGAGGCAUCGGGAGGCAGAUCGCUAUCGACUUAGCAAAGAAUGGGUAUGCUGUCAUCGUCGCAGCAAAAUUAACAAGCAACGCCAAGACCACCGUGCCGUUCCCGCCAGACCCCAACUCCGCGCAAUCGACCAUCAGCACAGUCGAGCGGGAGAUCGUCGAAGCGGGAGGCCGAGCGACGGCGGUCCCGGUCGACGUCCGGGACUUCGCCAACGUGCAAGCGUUGGUUAGCAAAACCAUCUCGACCUACAACCGUCUAGACGUGCUAAUCUACAACUCCGGGGCAAUCUGGUGGUCCUCAAUCGCCAGCACGCCAAUGAAGCGAUUCCAGCUAAUGCAGCGUGUCAACCCCGAAGGUCUCUACGGCGUCAUCCAAGCCACUCUCCCACACCUCAAAUCCCGGCACGGGCGAAUCAUCGUCGUCAGCCCGCCAAUCUACAGCCGUUUUUUCCGGGGCAAGACCGCGUACGCGAUGGGGAAGGUAGGGAUGAGCGUGUUGACGAAAGGACUCGCGAUGGAUUUCGAAAGACAGGGGUUAGCGGAGAUGGCGAUAACGAGUUUAUGGCCCGCGGCCGCGAUCGAGUCUGCUGCGACGGCGAAGAUGACGCGAGAGAACCCGUCGACGGCGAAGGAUCUGCGUAAAGCGACGAUCUUCUCUGACGCUGUCCUCGCUAUCCUCCGCGCGCCGGCAUCGUCUGUAAACGGCGAACUACUCCUCGAUGAAGACUACUUGCGCAGCGUGGGGGUAACAGAUUUCUCGCAGUACUCUGUCGUCCCUGGUUCCGCUCCGCGACGCAUAAUGCCGGCGACGCUGCCGGAUUUGACGGUGGCGGAGCAGGAUGACGAGGGUCAGAGGAUGGAUAGCGCGAAGGAUAGGGGUGGGGCGAAGUUGUAAUUUUUGAUGAUUUAUAUGGGUAAAGUAUAUUGUUAAGUAUGUAAAGGGACUGGAAUUUUUAGGUAUUUACCUAGUAUGUUGAAUAUAAUAAUAUUGCCU